AUGGACACGCAACCCUUGAGCCAUUCGCGCCAAACGCCUGCAGCGAGGAACCAUAUAGUCUACACGGACCAUAAGGGCAGAAAAAUACCCUAUGCCGAUAAAAUAACUCCCGAACCGAUACUAAACAAAAAUGAAGGAAGAGAUACGAAGGCUGACUCGAUUAGGAACAGCUACAACAGCCAAUUCAAAGUUGGCAUCUACGGCUGGAGAAAGAAAUGUCUUUAUAUUCUUGUCAUGGCACUUAUGUUCAUAAUGAUUAUUAACCUUGUAUUGACGCUUUGGGUUUUAAAGGUGUUGGACUUUAAUUCGGAGGGGAUGGGCCAGUUACGAAUUGUUCCCGGUGGCUUGCAGUUGUUGGGGCAAGCUCUUGUCCUGGACUCGCUCUUUGCGUCCAGUAUCAAGUCCCGCCGCGGCCAGCCCAUUUCCGUUGAGUCCACGAGGAAUUUCACAGUUUGCACGCGUGAUUCGCACGGAUCUAUGCAAAGUAGGUUGUAUUUAGGUCACGACCGUUUGGAGGUGAACGCUUUGCGGCUGGAGGUGAGGGACUCUCGGGGCGGUCUGUUGCUAAGCGCGAACCAAGAUUCCGUUACGGUGGGCGCCGAAAACCUGGUCGUGUCUACUCCAGGGGGUGCGUCGUUCCACACCGCGGUACAAACGCCGCUCGUACGCGCCCCACCGUCAAAACAGCUGGUGUUGGAGUCUCCGACGAGGUCCCUCGAGAUGCACGCGGCGCAGAGUAUCGCGAUGGAGUCCAGAGCCGGCGACAUAAGUGCCAGCUGCCUCACUACAUUCCGGCUGCGGUCUAUCGCCGGCUCGAUACGUUUGGAAGCACCAAGUAUAUAUAUGCCGAAAUUGAAAUCGGCUCUGCCUCUGCCUGCGUCGACACCUCAUUCGCACGAUCCGCACCACCAAAACAUCUACCAGUUGUGUGCUUGCGCUAAUGGCAAGCUAUUUCUUGCGCCGCCUCAUGGUGCUUGUGCUGCGAGGGAAGAGAGUCUCAUUUGCCGA
Molecule: messenger RNA, 1008 nt
Organism: Iphiclides podalirius (scarce swallowtail)
Lineage: Eukaryota; Metazoa; Arthropoda; Insecta; Lepidoptera; Papilionidae
Source: the annotation of a GenBank genome assembly